AGUUGGCCCAGGCGCAGAGCAUUUGCGCCCCUAGUUUGGCCCAGCCACCUGCUGCUCCAGUCGGUUGGUGCGGCUCUGCUGGCCGGCUGGCCAGACUCCCACCAGUGUGGCUCCGCCCACUGUCUCUGCCUGUUGGCUGCCUCCACCUGCUGGCGCAACUAGUUGGCUGCCUCCCACUGGCGCAGCUCCACUGGCCGCCAUUGCUAUUAUCUGUCCUUCUCGUGAGAGUUCCGCCACACUCGCGAGAUUUCCGCCACGCAUUAAAACCGGCACGUCUUGGAUAAAAUAAGGUAUCUACUUGCUUCUGAAAAGCACUCUUUCAAUGGCACACAUCAGUAUAAACCAGUAUUUACAACAGGUACUAGAAACUAUUGAAAACAGAGAUGGAUUGUUUUGUGCAGAAUUGGUAUCAUUUAAACAUCCUCAUGUUGCAAAUCCUAGACUUCAGCUUUCAUCCCCAGAAGAAAAAUGUCAACAAGUGCUGGAACCACCAUAUGAUGAAAUGUUUGCUGCCCACUUAAGAUGUACUUACGCUGUUGCCAACCAUGACUUUGUAGAAGCUUAUAAAUGCCAGACGGUUAUAGUACAAUCUUUCUUGAGAGCCUUUCAAGCACACAAAGAAGAAAACUGGGCUCUGCCUAUUAUGUAUGCAGUAGCACUUGAUCUUCGAAUUUUUGCUAAUAACGCUGACCAACAGUUGGUGAAAAGAGGCAAAGGCAAAGUUGGUGACAUGUUGGAAAAAGCAGCCGAGCUCCUUAUGAGUUGUUUCCGAGUCUGUGCCAGUGACACACGAGCUGGUAUUGAGGAUUCUAAAAAGUGGGGCAUGUUGUUUCUGGUCAAUCAGCUAUUUAAAAUUUAUUUUAAGAUUAACAAACUUCAUCUGUGCAAACCCCUCAUAAGAGCAAUUGAUAGCUCAAAUCUUAAAGAUGAAUACAGCAUGGCACAGAGGGUCACAUACAGAUAUUACGUUGGACGGAAGGCUAUGUUUGAUAGUGACUUUAAACAAGCUGAAGAGUAUCUCUCUUUUGCCUUUGAGCACUGUCACCGUUCAAGCCAGAAAAACAAAAGGAUGAUUUUGAUUUAUUUGCUGCCAGUGAAAAUGUUACUGGGCCAAAUGCCAAUGAUCCAGCUUUUAAAAAAAUAUGACCUCAUGCAAUUUGCAGAAGUAACAAAGGCUGUGAGUGAAGGAAACCUGCUCUUGUUGAAUGAUGCUCUAGCAAAACAUGAGAUAUUCUUCAUUCGCUGUGGUAUCUUCCUUAUCCUUGAGAAGUUGAAAAUAAUCACUUAUAGGAAUCUCUUCAAGAAAGUGUAUUUGUUACUCAAAACCCACCAGCUGUCUCUAGACGCCUUUCUGGUUGCCCUGAAAUUCAUGAAAGUCAAUGAUGUUGACAUUGAUGAAGUCCAGUGCAUUCUUGCUAACCUCAUAUACAUGGGUCACAUUAAAGGUUAUAUCUCGCACCAACACCAGAAGCUUGUGGUCAGCAAGCAGAACCCAUUCCCCCCACUUUCAACUGUCUGUUGAAUCUACUGUGACCUAGAUGGAGAAGUGCUGCUCCAGAACAUGGCUGUCUGCUUGAGUGGCUCUUCCCGCAAGGUGGAACUGGAUUUAACCCUAUCUGCUGGAUUGCUGAUAAGUGUUUCAAGAAACAGCUACAGUGCAGCAUUGCCCUCUUGCUAAAUGUUUGCUCAGAAAUGUUACUCAAAGUUGUAGUUUGCACUUGUGUGUUUGUAUAUGGAUAUUACCAAACUGUUUUUAUAAAUACCAGUAAAUGCUAAACGUUUAGGAAUAUGUAUUCAAACUUUAUGCAGGAGUCAGAAAAUAAGACACCCCAUUUUUAUAAAUGGAUUCAGCUGAUUGCUUGAAACGCUCAACUCUUUGUGAGAGCCUUUUGUAAGGCUUGCUUGCCUCAUGCAAGUUGAGUGUCUCUUUUAAGACUUUCCCAGACAUUUGGGAUCUCUGUUCAGCACCUUUUAUAUCAUUGGCUGCAAUAAUAGAAUAUUUUGAAUUUACACAAAAAUAAGAGUCUGCAUGGAUUGUUUCCUCUGUAGUCUGCAGUGGUAGAAAUGGUUGCUCUUGGGUAGAUUUGUAAAAAAAUAUUCUGAUACAUGGUAGAAUAAUUCUCCAGAACUAUUCUCUCCUAUGCUAAAUAAUGCAGGAGAAUAUUCUUUUACAAGUCUACUAAUGGGUAUUUUAAGUGUUUCUGCUAUUUUUUUCUGUAGUGUUACAGAAAUAAACAUUAGUGCUAGUGUUACAGAAAUAAACCAUAAUCAUUUAUAUGGAAGAGAAUACAAGGGUAGUUAAGAGGAACAUUUUAAUCACAUUUGAAUGUAUGGCAAGAUUUAAUGCAACGAUCAGAGGUAGCCUUCUGAUGAUACAAUUAUGGAGACAUCCUAAAGGAGGGCAAGUGGAAGCAGGUCCCUCUUGAGGUGUUGUUGAACUCCCACCAGAUGGGCAUACGCUCCAUGCUUAUUAAACCCACAUCACAGAGCCACAGAAAUCAGGAGGGCAGUUACAGUUAUAAGAAUUUAGCCAUGUAGAACUCGCAUUGUAUGUUGUUCUUUGCCUGUGCAUUACACUAAAUAGAGCUAUUUUGCAGGAAGAGAAAGUGGCAUUUCUAACACGUUUUUUAAAAAAUCCACACACUUUUGUGAAAAUGAGACCAAAUAGAAUGUGAAUAAAGCACCAUUAAGAGACAGUCAAUGAGUGUUUCUGUUAACUAAGAACAGAUUUAUUUUAAACAGUUAAACAUACAUAAUAUUUACAGUAGUGACCUUGUACUUGAAUACAUGUAAAUGCUGAACCUUGCAAACCUCCAUAUUCUUCUGUGAUAGCAUUCAAUUACUUCAUUGUUUGUUUGAACCACAUCAUGUAUCUUGUAGUCUUGGUGAAUACAAGCAUUUUCCACUCA
Molecule: messenger RNA, 2909 nt
Organism: Hemicordylus capensis (graceful crag lizard)
Lineage: Eukaryota; Metazoa; Chordata; Lepidosauria; Squamata; Cordylidae
Gene: PCID2
Product: PCI domain containing 2
Exons: 15
Coding region: 323-1522 (399 amino acids)
Biological process (GO): poly(A)+ mRNA export from nucleus; transcription elongation by RNA polymerase II; post-transcriptional tethering of RNA polymerase II gene DNA at nuclear periphery
Cellular component (GO): transcription export complex 2
Molecular function (GO): double-stranded DNA binding; RNA binding
Source: RefSeq, a predicted model, not a curated record